AUGGCUUAUAUCUUGUUGAUUUCUGGAUUGAUAGGGAGCAGGGAGCCUGCUGGAGUCGAAAUAACCAGAGUAACAGAAGGAGCAGAGCGCAUGAUGACUUCCGAAGCAAGUAAGCAACAAACUCCCUCAGCAGCAAUUGAUGGUGGAAGAGGACAAGGGCAUCUUGGAGGGGUUGGCUGGUCUUUGCAAUCGGUUGGAAAAUAUUAUCUGUCAGACUUUAGACAAGGUUUCUACAAUUUUGCUAUGCGGGGUCGUCAUCUCGAUGCCUACUCGGCAUACAAGCGUGUGGCGUCGAAGGACCAUAUCAAAGCUUAUGAUAGAGAAGAAAGUUCAGUGCAAACGUACUACCAUAAAUGGUACUCACUCGGGGCUGAUUCCUUGUAUGGAGUGGUUAAUGAGACACUAGAUAGCAUUUCUAUGGACCUUGGUUUCAGUGGGAAUCCCUUGGCUAAGGGUCUAGUAGUGAGUACAUGUUUAGGGGAUGCUUUUUUUGGAUCUAUAUUUAGUGGAUGGAUUCUAGAUGGAGUUGGGCAUCGAAGGGCAUUCCAGCUGUGUGCAUUGCCAAUGAUAAUCGGUGCAUCAAUGAGGUAA
Messenger RNA from Prunus armeniaca (apricot), 591 nucleotides. Lineage: Eukaryota; Viridiplantae; Streptophyta; Magnoliopsida; Rosales; Rosaceae. The record is from the annotation of a GenBank genome assembly.